AUGCUAGCAGACGGAAGUUUGCAUAGGUUUCCUAAUCUGCAGCUUCUUUUCUUCAGAUUAGUGCGGGAUUUCUUCGGACCUCGCCUCGUCCACCGGCCGUGGGGCAUCGCCAACGUCAGCCACGUCGACGACGACGGCCGGACGUUGGUGACGUACAAAGACGCUCUCGCGGCCAACGGUCACGUCGGCGCCCAGGUGCACUACCUCAAGAUCGACAUCGAGGAACAAGAAUAUCAUGUUUUACCUAACAUAUUUGACUCGGGCUUACUGGAGAACGUGUGGCAACUACACAUGGAGAUCCACAACUUCUGGAAGGAGUGGGAGUCAUGCAUCUGAACUAUAUAUCCAGCGCAACAAGCUCGCGUACGAGAUCUUAAGUGAGCUGGAGAACGCAGGGUUCCGGAGGGUGCGCGCUACGGUCAACAACCUUCAACGCUGGAUAGAUGAGCACGAGUGGGGAGGCUGGUGCUGCAGCGACGUGCUCUGGGUCAACGAGCGUAUACGCAACCAAGCGUUGAGUCGGGAUCGACUUCGACUGCUUUAAAUUCUUUAAAUUUGUAUUUAUUGUCGGGCGCUCAAUUUGGCUCGAAAUUAACACCAAAAUAAAACAAAUAAAAAAAAC
Hyalella azteca is the source of this 622-nucleotide messenger RNA. RefSeq lists its product as uncharacterized. The record is from RefSeq and is a predicted model, not a curated record. The coding region runs from base 1 to 336 and encodes 111 amino acids. NCBI's taxonomy places the organism in Eukaryota, Metazoa, Arthropoda, Malacostraca, Amphipoda, Hyalellidae. The transcript is spliced from 4 exons.